AGGGGCCCCAGUGGCCGCCGCGGAGCGAGGUUGCCUGGAGAGAGCGCCUGGGCGCAGAAGGGUUAACGGGCCACCGGGGGCUCGCAGAGCAGGAGGGUGCUCUCGGACGGUGUGUCCCCCACUGCACUCCUGAACUUGGAGGACAGGGUCGCCGCGAGGGACGCAGGUGGGUGCCCUUGAUCCAGCUCAGCCCGAUGGCAGAAGAGGUUGACAAAAAAGAAAGACACCUGUUGGGGUGGCCUGCCAGACCCAGGAGUGGAGGGCUCUGAGGGCCCGGGAAUUCGGACUCAGGACAGGGAUUCUCCAUGGCUAGGCCCAGAAACACAGGGUCCAACCACUCUCCAGCAGGGAGACCUGGGGGUGAAGGGGUGAGCCCUGCGCAGGUCUCUGUUCCUUGGUCUUCACUGGGCAGUGUGGAGAGGUGUGGCCAGGAGGAGCCCGCGUUUGUCCAGACCAGGGUCUACUCUGGCACCAGAGUGACCACCUCUGACCUCUCCUUUCCUCGUCCUGGGCCGGGAACGACACCAAAUGAGGGACAUGGAAAGGGCUGGAGUAACAAGAGUCAGGCAGAGCCUGAAGACUUGGGUGGAACAUGGGCCCUUCUCUGGAGAUCCUGGCCUCCCCCGUUCAGUCAGGGUGGAGUUGCUGACCUUAGUGGCCGGCCCAGCCAGGGGAAGGAGUGGCCAUCGGCAACCCCCACCCCAACCCCAAUCCCUGAGGCGCCCGCUCUGGCUCAGCCACUCUGACCCCUCCCUCAAAUUCCGAACCCUAGGUCUCAGGGAGGGCAGUGGGGCUGAGUGUCUGCCCCCAGGCACAUUCCUACCCUUCUCUUGGUCAUUUUCUGCCCCAGAGCUGGCCCACCUCAGCAAUGCGAGGGCUCCCUGGAUUCCUCUCCCGGGUGCCUUUCAGAUCCAACAGAAACAGAUUUUUUUUUUCCUGGAAAGCAGAACUAAGAGUGGGAUGAGGAGCAGGGGUGGGAAGGACUCAAAGUGAGAAGAAGGGGGCAAAGAGAGUCAGGCUUGGUGGCUGGGGUGGCUUCCAAGCCUCACUUCUCCAGUGUUCAAAGCUGAACUUCAGAUGGACUUCCCGGCUCUUCAGAAUGAGAGGCCUGUGGCUGGGGCAUGAGGCAGCCCCGGCUGCACCUCUCCUUCCCGCUUCCCCAGCUGGUAGAGACGCACAGGAAACAAGCCCUCACUGAACCAACUCCAGAUGCUGGCACCCAGAGUGGGUGUUACAUUGCCGGCUUCUUCUCUAGAGAUUAAACCGUCAACCCAUUUAGCUUAUCCCUUGGCCAAAAAGUGUAUGAGAUGUGCCUGGAUGUUCCCUAAAGAGCUUAUCUAAGAAGGGAAGAGAAAGCCGGGAGGCAAGUAGGACAGAGAGAUGACUGGGGAAGGUCUUGUGUCUGGAAGACCCAAGGAAGGGGCUUCUGGUGGGUCCUCAGAGAGAGUGUCUGGCGCAUCCUCAGUGGAGCCUUCCUCCUCUACUUUCUAGGCACCUCUGGGAGGGCAGGAGUGGGAGCAGAUGACAACCAUUUUAGAAGGAGCCCUCUGGCUGGGUGCGGUGGCUCACACCUGUCAUCCCAGCACUUUGGGAGGCCAAGGCAGGAGAAGCGCUUGAGGCCUGGAGUUCAAGACCAGCCUGUGCAAUUUAGCUGGAUCCCAUCUCCACCAAAAAAUACCAAAAUUAGCUGGGUGUGGUGGUGCACGCAUGUAGUCCCACCUACUCAGGAGGCUGAGGAAGGAGAGCCUGUGAGUUUGAGGCUGCAAUGAGCUUUGGUGGCACCACUGCCCUCCAGCCUGGAUGACAGAGUGAGAUCUCCAUCUCAAAAAAAAAAAAAAAGCCUUUUGUGUGUGCCUGAGCCGGCUUAGAAACAGUCCCUAGGUAGGAUUUGGGGAGGAGCUAAGAAGCCCCUACAGGGCCCAGAGGUGGGGACUGAGCCUUAGUUGGAGGGCUGAGGUCAGCCCCUGACCAUGUAGCCUCUACAGAUGGACAAGGCAGUGAUCCUCCCUGCUCCCACCCUGAGGAUCCUAAAGGGAUGGACCAGUUUCACCCCCUCCUCCAUAUUCUCUGAGCUGUCCUCCCAGCCCCAAGCUCUCUGGACACUGGAGAGGUAACCACCAGGCUUCUGUCCCUGCAGAGAGCACCCUCCACGCCCAGAUGCCUGCGUAGUUUUUGUGACCAGUCCGCUCCUGCCUCCCCCUGGGGCAGUAGAGGGGGAGCGAUGGAGAACUGGACUGGCAGGCCCUGGCUGUAUCUGCUGCUGCUUCUGUCCCUCCCUCAGCUCUGCUUGGAUCAGGAGGUGUUGUCCGGACACUCUCUUCAGACACCUACAGAGGAGGGCCAGGGCCCCGAAGGUGUCUGGGGACCUUGGGUCCAGUGGGCCUCUUGCUCCCAGCCCUGCGGGGUGGGGGUGCAGCGCAGGAGCCGGACAUGUCAGCUCCCUACAGUGCAGCUCCACCCGAGUCUGCCCCUCCCUCCCCGGCCCCCAAGACAUCCAGAAGCCCUCCUCCCCCGGGGCCAGGGUCCCAGACCCCAGACUUCUCCAGAAACCCUCCCCUUGUACAGGACACAGUCUCGGGGAAGGGGUGGCCCACUUCGAGGUCCCGCUUCCCACCUAGGGAGAGAGGAGACCCAGGAGAUUCGAGCGGCCAGGAGGUCCCGGCUUCGAGACCCCAUCAAGCCAGGAAUGUUCGGUUAUGGGAGAGUGCCCUUUGCAUUGCCACUGCACCGGAACCGCAGGCACCCUCGGAGCCCACCCAGAUCUGAGCUGUCCCUGAUCUCUUCUAGAGGGGAAGAGGCUAUUCCGUCCCCUACUCCAAGAGCAGAGCCAUUCUCCGCAAACGGCAGCCCCCAAACUGAGCUCCCUCCCACAGAACUGUCUGUCCACACCCCAUCCCCCCAAGCAGAACCUCUAAGCCCUGAAACUGCUCAGACAGAGGUGGCCCCCAGAACCAGGCCUGCCCCCCUACGGCAUCACCCCAGAGCCCAGGCCUCUGGCACAGAGCCCCCCUCACCCACGCACUCCUUAGGAGAAGGUGGCUUCUUCCGUGCAUCCCCUCAGCCACGAAGGCCAAGUUCCCAGGGUUGGGCCAGUCCCCAGGUAGCAGGGAGACGCCCUGAUCCUUUUCCUUCGGUCCCUCGGGGCCGAGGCCAGCAGGGCCAAGGGCCUUGGGGAACGGGGGGGACUCCUCACGGGCCCCGCCUGGAGCCUGACCCUCAGCACCCGGGCGCCUGGCUGCCCCUGCUGAGCAACGGCCCCCAUGCCAGCUCCCUCUGGAGCCUCUUUGCUCCCAGUAGCCCUAUUCCAAGAUGUUCUGGGGAGAGUGAACAGCUAAGAGCCUGCAGCCAAGCGCCCUGCCCCCCUGAGCAGCCAGACCCCCGGGCCCUGCAGUGCGCAGCCUUUAACUCCCAGGAAUUCAUGGGCCAGCUGUAUCAGUGGGAGCCCUUCACUGAAGCCCCUCUGCUUCCCCUGCGCCAUGCCUUCUUUCUUCUCCCUGGGGCUGGGUCAGGAGACAGCACAGGUGUCCAGGGCUCCCAGCGCUGUGAACUGAACUGCCGGCCCCGUGGCUUCCGCUUCUAUGUCCGUCACACUGAAAAGGUCCAGGAUGGGACCCUGUGUCAGCCUGGAGCCCCUGACAUCUGUGUGGCUGGACGCUGUCUGAGCCCCGGCUGUGAUGGGAUCCUUGGCUCUGGCAGGCGUCCUGAUGGCUGUGGAGUCUGUGGGGGUGAUGAUUCUACCUGUCGCCUUGUUUCGGGGAACCUCACUGACCGAGGGGGCCCCCUGGGCUAUCAGAAGAUCUUGUGGAUUCCAGCGGGAGCCUUGCGGCUCCAGAUUGCCCAGCUCCGGCCUAGCUCCAACUACCUGGCACUUCGUGGCCCUGGGGGCCGGUCCAUCAUCAAUGGGAACUGGGCUGUGGAUCCCCCUGGGUCCUACAGGGCCGGCGGGACCGUCUUUCGAUAUAACCGUCCUCCCAGGGAGGAGGGCAAAGGGGAGAGUCUGUCGGCUGAAGGCCCCACCACCCAGCCUGUGGAUGUCUAUAUGAUCUUUCAGGAGGAAAACCCAGGCGUUUUUUAUCAGUAUGUCAUCUCUUCACCUCCUCCAAUCCUUGAGAACCCCACCCCAGAGCCCCCUGUCCCCCAGCUUCAGCCGGAGAUUCUGAGGGUGGAGCCCCCACUUGCUCCGGCACCCCGCCCAGCCCGGACCCCAGGCACCCUCCAGCGUCAGGUGCGGAUCCCCCAGAUGCCCGCCCCGCCCCAUCCCAGGACACCCCUGGGGUCUCCAGCUGCGUACUGGAAACGAGUGGGACACUCUGCAUGCUCAGCGUCCUGCGGGAAAGGUGUCUGGCGCCCCAUUUUCCUCUGCAUCUCCCGUGAGUCGGGAGAGGAACUGGAUGAACGCAGCUGUGCCGCGGGUGCCAGGCCCCCAGCCUCCCCUGAACCCUGCCACGGCACCCCAUGCCCCCCAUACUGGGAGGCUGGCGAGUGGACAUCCUGCAGCCGCUCCUGUGGCCCCGGCACCCAGCACCGCCAGCUGCAGUGCCGGCAGGAAUUUGGGGGGGGUGGCUCCUCGGUGCCCCCGGAGCGCUGUGGACAUCUCCCCCGGCCCAACAUCACCCAGUCUUGCCAGCUGCGCCUCUGUGGCCAUUGGGAAGUUGGCUCUCCUUGGAGCCAGUGCUCCGUGCGGUGCGGCCGGGGCCAGAGAAGCCGGCAGGUUCGCUGUGUUGGGAACAAUGGUGAUGAAGUGAGCGAGCAGGAGUGUGCGUCAGGCCCCCCGCAGCCCCCCAGCAGAGAGGCCUGUGACAUGGGGCCCUGUACUACUGCCUGGUUCCACAGCGACUGGAGCUCCAAGUGCUCAGCCGAGUGUGGGACGGGAAUCCAGCGGCGCUCUGUGGUCUGCCUUGGGAGUGGGGCAGCCCUCGGGCCAGGCCAGGGGGAAGCAGGAGCAGGAACUGGGCAGAGCUGUCCAACAGGAAGCCGGCCCCCUGACAUGCGCGCCUGCAGCCUGGGGCCCUGUGAGAGAACUUGGCGCUGGUACACAGGGCCCUGGGGUGAGUGCUCCUCCGAAUGUGGCUCUGGCACACAGCGUAGAGACAUCAUCUGUGUAUCCAAACUGGGGACGGAGUUCAACGUGACUUCUCCGAGCAACUGUUCUCACCUCCCCAGGCCCCCUGCCCUGCAGCCCUGUCAAGGGCAGGCCUGCCAGGACCGAUGGUUUUCCACGCCCUGGAGCCCAUGUUCUCGCUCCUGCCAAGGGGGAACGCAGACACGGGAGGUCCAGUGCCUGAGCACCAACCAGACCCUCAGCACCCGAUGCCCUCCUCAACUGCGGCCCUCCAGGAAGCGCCCCUGUAACAGCCAACCCUGCAGCCAGCGCCCUGAUGAUCAAUGCAAGGACAGCUCUCCACAUUGCCCCCUGGUGGUACAGGCCCGGCUCUGCGUCUACCCCUACUACACAGCCACCUGUUGCCGCUCUUGCGCACAUGUCCUGGAGCGGUCUCCCCAGGAUCCCUCCUGAAAGGGGUCCGGGGCACCUUCACGGUUUUCUGUGCCACCAUCGGUCACCCAUUGAUCGGCCCACUCUGAACCCCCUGGCUCUCCAGCCUGUCCCAGUCUCAGCAGGGAUGUCCUCCAGGUGACAGAGGGUGGCAAGGUGACUGACACAAAGUGACUUUCAGGGCUGUGGUCAGGCCCAUGUGGUGGUGUGAUGGGUGUGUGCACAUAUGCCUCAGGUGUGCUUUUGGGACUGCAUGGAUAUGUGUGUGCUCAAACGUGUAUCACUUUUCAAAAAGAGGUUACACAGACUGAGAAGGACAAGACCUGUUUCCUUGAGACUUUCCUAGGUGGAAAGGAAAGCAAGUCUGCAGUUCCUUGCUAAUCUGAGCUACUUAGAGUGUGGUCUCCCCACCAACUCCAGUUUUGUGCCCUAAGCCUCAUUUCUCAUGUUCAGACCUCACAUCUUCUAAGCCGCCCUGUGUCUCUGACCCCUUCUCAUUUGCCUAGUAUCUCUGCCCCUGCCUCCCUAAUUAGCUAGGGCUGGGGUCAGCCACUGCCAAUCCUGCCUUACUCAGGAAGGCAGGAGGAAAGAGACUGCCUCUCCAGAGCAAGGCCCAGCUGGGCAGAGGGUGAAAAAGAGAAAUGUGAGCAUCCGCUCCCCCACCACCCCGCCCAGCCCCUAGCCCCACUCCCUGCCUCCUGAAAUGGUUCCCACCCAGAACUAAUUUAUUUUUUAUUAAAGAUGGUCAUGACAAAUGAGAAA
Molecule: messenger RNA, 6256 nt
Organism: Homo sapiens (human)
Lineage: Eukaryota; Metazoa; Chordata; Mammalia; Primates; Hominidae
Gene: ADAMTSL4
Product: ADAMTS like 4
Exons: 20
Coding region: 2222-5515 (1097 amino acids)
Cellular component (GO): extracellular matrix; elastic fiber; interstitial matrix
Source: RefSeq, a predicted model, not a curated record